This is a messenger RNA of Suncus etruscus (white-toothed pygmy shrew), 939 nucleotides long. Its product is annotated as olfactory receptor 10A3-like. Gene Ontology annotation, biological process: G protein-coupled receptor signaling pathway. The transcript has a single exon. Gene Ontology annotation, molecular function: olfactory receptor activity; G protein-coupled receptor activity. The record is from RefSeq and is a predicted model, not a curated record. Gene Ontology annotation, cellular component: membrane. NCBI's taxonomy places the organism in Eukaryota, Metazoa, Chordata, Mammalia, Eulipotyphla, Soricidae. The coding region runs from base 1 to 939 and encodes 312 amino acids.
AUGCAAAAUCAAAGCUCUAUCACUGAAUUCAUCCUCCUGGGCUUUUCUAACUAUCCUGAGCUUCAAAAACAGCUCUUUGGGUUUUUCUUGGUUAUUUACUUGGUGACACUGAUGGGAAAUACUGUCAUUAUAGCUGUUAUCUCCCUGGAAAAAAGCCUCCACAUCCCCUUGUACUUAUUUCUCUUGAAUUUGUCUGUGUUAGAAGUAGGUUUUAGUGCAACUACUACACCUAAAAUGCUGGUGGUUCUCUCUACUGAAAGAACAACAAUUACUUUUGCAGGCUGCUUUGCACAGAUGUAUUUCCUUCUUCUUUUUGGUGGGACUGAAUGUUUUCUCCUGGGGGCAAUGGCUUAUGAUCGAUAUGCUGCAAUCUGUCAUCCAUUAAAUUAUCCAGUGAUUAUGAAUAAAAGUGUUUUUGUGAGAUUGGUAACGCUGUCUUGGUUUACUUGGAUCAUGGUAGCUACUGUGCAAACCACAUGGGUAUUUAGUUUUCCCUUUUGUGCCUCCAAUGAAAUUAACCAUCUCUUUUGUGAGACACCCCCAGUGCUAGAGCUUGUGUGUGCAGAUAUCUUUUUGUUUGAAAUUUAUGCAUUCACAGGCACCAUAUUAAUUAUCUUGCUUCCUUUCUUGUUGAUAAUCUUGUCUUACAUUCGAAUCCUCUUUGCCAUCCUGAAGAUGCCAUCAACCACUGGGAGGCAAAAGGCCUUUUCAACCUGUGCCUCUCAUCUUACUUCUGUGACACUCUUCUAUGGCACAGCCAUUAUGACUUACUUACAACCCAAAUCUGGCUAUUCUCCAUUAACAAAGAAACUGAUGUCAUUGGCUUACUCACUUCUUACACCUCUGCUGAAUCCACUGAUCUACAGCUUGCGAAAUAGUGAGAUAAAAAGAGCUGUGAUGAAAUUAUGGCAAAGAAGAGUAGAUUUGCAUGCAUUCUAA